GAUGAGCGCCUGGGCUAUCAAAGCGCCCAGCCCGGCUCGCCCCCGGCAUGCGGGGAGCCCAACCCCUCGCCUCUGCUGGCGGACGGGCACUACCCAGCGGCUCUGGCCAAGCCGGAGCCUCCCCCGGGCUGUCUGUGCCCCACCCCGGGCUGCGAUGGGUGUCCGGGGGUGGGCUGCGGGGUGCCCAGCCCCUUCGAGCCCACCCUGGGCAUGGCCGGGGGGCGUUUUCCGUGCCCCCCCAGCAACCACACCAAGCUGAAGAAGACGUGGCUGACGCGGCACUCGGAGCAGUCUCUGCCUCGCUCCAAAGCUUCCCGGCGGGAUGGGGGUCCCGAGCCCCCCGGGGAGGGCAAGCGCUCGGCCAAGCGCCCCCACGGCACCGCCGAUGGUCCCUGCGAGGGCGCCGGGGCAGCCAAGAGGGGCAUCAAGGCCACCGCGGGCCCGGGUGAUGGCACGGAGAGCGCGGGGCACACCGAGGAGAGGAGGAUGGAGCUGGGAGACGGAGAGCCGCCGAGGCGCGCGGGAGAGCCGUGGUGCCUGCAGGGCCUGCCCUGCACCGCGCUGCCCCCGAGCAUCCCCCGCUGCUGUGCCUGUGCCCCCCGCGCCGGGGGGGACCCCGAGGGCGAGGAGGAUGAGGAGGAGCCCCCCGAGAACACCUGCAGGCUGAUGCACUUCCGCAGGUUCGCCCUGGGUGACAACGGGGAGCUGAGCGUCGAUGGCAUCUGCACCCUGGGGGAGGCCGAGGGGGAGCUGGACAUGGGGAGCAGGAACGUGGGGAGCAGGAACGUGGGGAGCAGGAACGUGGGGAGCAGGAACGUGGGGAGCAGCCUCUGCCUGGCCAAGUACCUGCUGCAGGUCCUGGGGGACCCUUUCUGCGACGCCGUGCGCAGGGACAGGGACACGUGGCCGGGAGCCCCCGGCGGGCCCGAGGGGGUGACGGGCUGGAGGCGGGGGGAAGGAGCCCCCCGGCUCUGUGACGCCUGCCAGCGUGGCUUCUUCAACUCCCACUGGAGCUGCGCCAGAUGUGGCUUCCAGCUGUGCCCCGACUGCCACCGCAGCAGGAGGGAGGACGGUGGCCCUGGGGGUCCGGUGAUGCCACCCGAGUGCACCCCCGGGCGGGACCACCACGCGUCUUCCCUGGUCCCCACGCAGUUUGUCCCCACCUGUGUCCUGACGCGCCUCUGGAAGCUCCUGCACGAGGUCAGGGUCAAGUUUGGCAUCGAGUCCCACUGUCCCUGCAGGGAGGGGAGCCUGGCAGAGCCCCCGGGCAGGCAGGAGCCGCCGGGGGCCGCGGUGCCCACCCUGCCACCCCGCAGCCACGGCCCAGCCGACCCCGCCCGGCCCAUCAAGGAAG
Messenger RNA from Cyanistes caeruleus (blue tit), 1354 nucleotides. NCBI's taxonomy places the organism in Eukaryota, Metazoa, Chordata, Aves, Passeriformes, Paridae. The record is from RefSeq and is a predicted model, not a curated record.